Molecule: messenger RNA, 5601 nt
Organism: Trichechus manatus latirostris (Florida manatee)
Lineage: Eukaryota; Metazoa; Chordata; Mammalia; Sirenia; Trichechidae
Gene: CLCN6
Product: chloride voltage-gated channel 6
Exons: 23
Coding region: 168-2780 (870 amino acids)
Biological process (GO): transmembrane transport; chloride transport
Cellular component (GO): lysosomal membrane; intracellular membrane-bounded organelle
Molecular function (GO): voltage-gated chloride channel activity
Source: RefSeq, a predicted model, not a curated record
CGUCAUGUGACGCGGGCCCUCGCCCCACCCGUUUGCAGCCACUCCCUGUCUUCGUCCCCAAGCUCGAGAGGGCCACGUGACCCUCCCGAGGGCCGGUCACGUGAGGCGUGAAUCUGGGUGGGAGAGGGGGGUGGCGAAGGGGUCCGGCGUGGCAGUAAAGGAGGAAGAUGGCGGGGUGCAGGGGGUCUCUGUGCUGCUGCUGCAGGUGGUGUUGCUGCUGCGGUGAGCGUGAGACCCGCACUCCCGAGGAGCUGACCAUCCUUGGAGAAACACAGGAGGAGGAGGAUGAGAUCCUUCCAAGAAAAGACUAUGAGAGCUUGGAUUAUGAUCGCUGUAUCAAUGACCCUUACCUGGAAGUUUUGGAGAGCAUGGAUAAUAAGAAAGGUCGAAGGUAUGAGGCAGUGAAGUGGAUGGUGGUGUUUGCCAUUGGAGUCUGCACUGGGCUGGUGGGUCUCUUUGUGGAUUUUUUUGUGCGACUCUUCACCCAGCUCAAGUUUGGAGUGGUACAAACAUCAGUGGAAGAAUGCAGCAAGAAAGGUUGCCUCGCCCUGUCCCUCCUUGAACUCUUGGGUUUUAACCUGACGUUUGUCUUCUUGGGGAGCCUUCUUGUCCUAAUUGAGCCGGUGGCAGCAGGUUCGGGGAUACCUGAGAUCAAAUGCUACCUGAAUGGCGUGAAGGUGCCAGGAAUUGUCCGUCUCCGGACCCUGCUCUGCAAAGUCUUUGGAGUGCUCUUUAGUGUGGCUGGAGGGCUCUUUGUGGGGAAGGAAGGCCCCAUGAUCCACAGUGGAGCGGUGGUGGGAGCUGGCCUCCCUCAGUUCCAGAGCAUCUCCUUACAGAAGAUCCAGUUUAACUUCCCCUAUUUCCGAAGCGACAGAGACAAGCGAGACUUUGUAUCAGCUGGGGCGGCUGCCGGGGUUGCUGCAGCUUUUGGGGCCCCAAUUGGGGGCACCUUGUUCAGUCUGGAGGAGGGCUCAUCCUUCUGGAACCAAGGGCUCACAUGGAAAGUGCUCUUUUGUUCCAUGUCUGCCACCUUCACCCUCAACUUCUUUCGUUCUGGAAUUCAGUUUGGAAGUUGGGGUUCCUUCCAGCUCCCUGGAUUGCUGAACUUUGGCGAGUUUAAGUGCUCUGACUCUGAUAAAAAAUGUCAUCUCUGGACAGCUGUGGACUUGGGUUUCUUCGUCAUCAUGGGGGUCAUUGGGGGCCUCCUGGGAGCCACAUUCAACUGUCUGAACAAGAGGCUUGCAAAGUACCGUAUGCGAAACGUGCAUCCGAAACCUAAGUUUGUCAGAGUCUUAGAGAGCCUCUUGGUGUCUCUGGUAACCACCGUGGUGGUGUUUAUGGCCUCGAUGGUGCUAGGAGAAUGCCGACAGAUGUCUUCUUCGAGUCAAAUCGGUAAUGACUCAUUACAGCUCCAGGUCACAUCAGAAGACGUGAAUUCAAGUAUCAAGACCUUUUUUUGUCCCAAUGAGACCUACAAUGACAUGGCCACCCUCUUCUUCAAUCCUCAGGAGUCAGCUAUCCUUCAGCUCUUCCACCAAGAUGGUACUUUCAGCCCCAUCACUUUGGCCUUGUUCUUCGUCCUCUAUUUCUUGCUUGCCUGUUGGACUUAUGGCAUUUCUGUUCCAAGUGGCCUUUUUGUGCCUUCUCUGCUGUGUGGAGCUGCUUUUGGACGUUUAGUUGCCAAUGUUCUGAAAAGCUACAUUGGAUUGGGCCACAUCUAUUCAGGAACCUUUGCCCUGAUUGGUGCUGCAGCUUUCCUGGGUGGGGUUGUCCGCAUGACCAUCAGCCUCACAGUCAUCCUGAUUGAGUCCACCAACGAGAUUACAUAUGGGCUCCCCAUUAUGGUCACACUGAUGGUAGCCAAAUGGACGGGGGACUUUUUCAAUAAGGGCAUUUACGAUAUCCAUGUGGGCCUGCGAGGAGUGCCACUUCUGGAAUGGGAGACAGAGGUGGAAAUGGACAAACUGAGAGCCAGUGACAUCAUGGAGCCCAACCUGACCUACGUCUACCCACACACCCGCAUCCAGUCGCUGGUCAGCAUCCUGCGCACCACGGUCCACCACGCCUUCCCAGUGGUCACGGAGAACCGGGGCAAUGAGAAGGAGUUCAUGAAGGGCAACCAGCUCAUCAGUAACAACAUCAAAUUCAAGAAAUCUAGCAUCCUCACACGAGCCGGCGAGCAGCGCAAGCGGAGCCAGUCCAUGAAGUCCUACCCCUCGAGCGAGCUGCGCAAUGUGUGUGACGAGCACAUCGCCUCUGAAGAGCAGGCCGAGAAGGAGGACCUGCUGCAGCAGAUGCUGGAAAGGAGAUACACCCCCUACCCCAACCUGUACCCUGACCAGUCCCCGAGUGAAGACUGGACCAUGGAGGAGCGCUUCCGCCCUCUGACCUUCCACGGCCUGAUCCUUCGGUCGCAACUGGUCACCCUGCUUGUCCGAGGAGUUUGUUAUUCUGAAAAUCAGUCAAGUGCCAGCCAGCCACGCCUUUCUUAUGCGGAGAUGGCCGAGGAUUACCCACGGUACCCUGACAUCCAUGACCUGGACCUGACGCUGCUGAACCCACGGAUGAUCGUGGACGUCACCCCAUACAUGAACCCCUCACCCUUUACUGUUUCACCGAAUACCCACGUCUCCCAAGUCUUCAAUCUGUUCAGAACGAUGGGCCUGCGGCACUUGCCAGUGGUGAACGCUGUGGGAGAGAUCGUUGGGAUCAUCACACGGCACAACCUAACCUACGAGUUUCUGCAGGCCCGGCUGCGGCAGCACUACCAGAGCAUCUGACAGCCUGCUCGGCUUCACGCUGCCUGUGCCGCUGCCCUCUCCGGAGCUGCCCAGGGAGACGGCUCACUCACAUUCCAGCCUGCCCAGCUGGCUGGGGCUGUUCCAGGACACGGAAGGCUCCUAGUCACCACUCGCUUGCUCUGAAAGCCUGGAACCAUCAAACACUUGGCUGGUUGGAGAUCCUGGGGAGGGUAUUGAACCAUCAGAGUUUGGACUUUCUGAUUUUCUCAGCGCAUAUCUUCCCAUUUCCUGCUCCCCAUGUUCGUACCAUGCAAGUGUUGGCACAGGCCCGCUCCAGGAAGCCAGACCAGAGGUGGAAGUCAGGCCUCAGCCACUGGGGGGCAACAGAGCCAUUCUUCCGCCACUCUGCACUGCUUUCCUGUGGAACCCAGCUGUUGCCUUAAACCACGGGAGGGAGUUUGGCCAAGGCAAACACUGGGGGGAUGCCAGUUGCAAAAUUCAGUUAAUACCAAAUUUGGGAAUUGGGCCCUGAGAGAAAGAUCCAGGCUUCAAGGACGCCUUCCUUUGUUGGGACUCUUGAUACCAUCUGUAGUUCAUUUUGAGGGAAAUGUUCUGCUUCUGGUGUGUGAGCAGGUACUCUAGGCUUGCCCUGUGGUUUGAAUCUCCUUACACCCAACACCUUGCAGAAGCACAAAGCAUUACAACCCCAGGAAUAGUCUCUGAACGGAAAAUCUUCAAAUAGUGGCAGAAGUACAUCCCCCCGUGUUUCUAACACUUCAGCGUUCUCGGCGUUUUUCAAAUUCCUGGAGGUCUCCUAGGAACGCAUUUCUACUCUGAUCUGACCCUCGUCCUUUUCAUCCUCCACAGACUUCUAAACCUUGCUUAGCUUUUUAUUAUGCCUUCCUGGUGAAGCAGGCACAGCCAGGAUCUUGGCAUUACCCUUCAAAGUUAACUGAAAGCAGGGUGCCCCUCAGUGAAACUGCUAACUUCACUUAGGGGAAUGGUACAGUUUUUUAUAAGCUGGAAGGGAGUAGAGUCCUGAGCUAGUGACCACUAAAAGGUGUGUGAAGCAGCUGGGAAAGCCAGAGUGUUACGUUAAAGCAGAUGGUUUAUUCGAGGAAGAGGGUAUCUACCUUUCAUAAACUUCUCUCACUCCCUGGCUGCUAGCUGUCCACAACCUGCUGGGGGCUCAGAAAUGGAAACUCCCAGAGGGCCUGCAGCACUGUGGGGGAGAUGCUCCCUGCCAGCAUAAAACACAGGAACCCCCUCGUUUCUUUCAGUGACUUAGUUUCUCUCCAGGCUGGUUAAAAUUUGCCCGCAUUCCUGAAUUGGCACCAAAACCGAGCCUUUGGGUCUCAGGUGGGCGUUCAUUUUCCUCCUACUCCUGCUCACUUCUCUACACAUUUGUCAGAGUCUUCAUCCUGACAGGCAGUCCUGAGCAGGUGUGCUUUGGGACCCAGGAUGGCAGCCUGUUGUCUCACCCUCAGCCCUGCCCCAAACUCCCUUUGCCAGCCUACCUCUCAGGCUGCGAGUAGGGCAGACCUGGCUUGGCCAGUUCAGCUCUUGAGCUCAGCACUCUCGGGAAGAAUCCCACGUAAGUGAGUUGCUGCUUCUAGAUCUUUUCCAACUGACCGUGGCCCCCUCCAUUCAGGCCCAUUUUCUCAUCUCUUUGACCAAAAUCAAGAGUUCAGGAAAUCACAAGAUCAAAAAGGUAAACCAUCCACAUACGACUGUGCUCCACUAGUUUCUGCUCUAUUUUACAGAGGCGUCCAGAGCUUGGCCAUGUCCUUUCUUCCUUUAUUAAGAAGAUACCCAGUUAUCGAGUUGGGAGAGUGGCAUGGCAGUCUGUCACGAACACCGAGUCCCCCUUGUCCACGACUCUCUGAAGCGGGCAGAAUUGAAGUCCUGCAAGAGGACCUCUGGCCUCCAAAGCAGGGUGGGUCCCCUGCCACUGGCCUUGAGGCCGCCCUGAGGUGAUUGUUGCUGAAAUUUGUCUCUUGUGCACAUUGCAUUGUAUUUGAGUCGCCAGAUAUUUUGUUCCCAGAGAUAGUAGAAUGCAAAUACCUCCCUGCCCUCCUGAACCAGCUGGAUGACCCAGGGCCCAGGGUCCUCUGCAGAGGCACACUGUUUCCUUACCUCUGGUCUGCAUCUGCCCUUUCCAGAAAAGCCCAAAGAUAGCAGUUUCUCCACUUGUAACAGAAUAGCUGUAAGCCUUGUCCUUUGAGUUCUGUGUUAGAAACCAGACCAACAUUUCCAAAAUCUUCCCGAUUCCCCAGCCCCAGAGAGCUCGGCUUCUAUCACCUCCCAGUGACAAGGCACCUCAAUAAAACACACACCAAUGGGGGCAGGGCCUGGGCCUGAUUGGAGGUUCUUUCUGUGUCUCCGGCUUGCUGUGCUGUGGUUGAGGCGACUGGGGAGGGGGCACAAAAGUCUGGUCCUGCCCUUCCCUCUCUGGGAAUGAUUUGAUCCUGAUCUUGUUUAACUAACAGUUCCAAGCUGGAACAGACAGUUGCUUGCUUGGCCCAGCCGAGCAUAUCACAUUUCUGAGGCAAAAUUGCACACCGACCUGGUCCUCAUGGAUGGAGGAGAGCGCCUCCUUGAGGGCCUGUGCAGUACUGACGCGCAGUGUUGCCCCAGCUCCUGUGGGCUUUGGCCAUUUCACAGCAGCAGCUUCCUCUUUUCUGUUUGCACUGUUUGUUAAUACAGUAAUGUUGGCUAAUUCCACUGUGUAUAUAAAUUGUAUUUUUUUUAACUUGUAAAAAUCUAUUUUUAUUUGAACUUUUGGAACUUGGAAGUUCUCAUUGUAACUGUAACAUGUCAGAAUAAAAUGCCUUCAUCUGUCUCCUUUAGCCUUUUGUCU